UUCUUUUGCCCUGAUCAUCAUAACCAUCCACUACUAUACUGCAUGUACACUGCUCUCCAUCUUUUCAAUUUCCACCAUUAUUCAACAUAUAUGGCUCUUCAUCAUCAUCAUCAUCAUCAACUUCUUCUUUCUCUUGCCAUCAUUUUCUUGUUCACUUCAAGCAAUAAUGCUCAAGCUCCACCUUCACCUGGCUACUACCCCAGCACCAAGGCUGGUUCCCUAGGAUUCAACCAGGGUUUUAAGAACCUCUGGGGUCCUGAGCAUCAAUCUCUCGACAAAGGAACAUUGUCAAUCUUGCUUGAGAAAGCUCAUGGAGGGAGUGGCUUUAAAUCUCUCAAAUCAUAUGGCUCUGUUUAUAUUGGUGCCUCCAUGAAGCUCCAACCUGGUUAUACUGCUGGAGUCGUUACAUGUCUCUAUCUUUCGAACACAGAACAGCAUCCCAAAGACCAUGACGAAAUAGACAUUGAGUUCCUGGGAACGACGCCGGGUAAGCCAUACACCUUGCACACUAAUAUAUACAUGAAAGGAAGCGGAGAUGGCGGACACACUAUCGGACGUGAAGUCGGAUUUAAACUUUGGUUCGACCCCACCAAAGAUUUUCACCAUUAUGCUAUCCUCUGGAAUCCUUCAGAGAUCAUAUUUUUCGUGGACGACGUGCCAAUUCGACACUAUCCGAGGAUGAGCGAAGCAACAUUUCCACAAAGGGAAAUGUAUGUGUACGGAUCGAUUUGGGAUGGGUCGUCGUGGGCGACGGAGAACGGGAAGUACAAGGCUGAUUAUAAAUACCAACCCUUUAUUGGGAAGUACAAGGAUUUCAAGGUUAGUGGUUGCGCGGCCAACGCUUCAGCCGUGUGCCGGCCGAUACCCGGCUCCCCAAAGGGUUCAACCGGGCUAAGCAACCAGCAAAUUGCGGCCAUGGCAUGGGUGCAGAAGAAUCAUAAAGCAUAUGAUUAUUGUCAGAACCCCAAUAGAGACCGCACCCAAACACCCGAGUGUUAGAAGCUCUUAAGAUGGGCUCCACUUCCCAUGAAUAGGGGGAGAAUAGGGGGAGAAUGGGGGAUCCUCCAACUUGUGAAAUAUAUGUGUAGUUUGUAUAUAUAUAUA
This is a messenger RNA of Ipomoea nil (Japanese morning glory), 1104 nucleotides long. RefSeq names its product xyloglucan endotransglucosylase/hydrolase protein 31-like. NCBI's taxonomy places the organism in Eukaryota, Viridiplantae, Streptophyta, Magnoliopsida, Solanales, Convolvulaceae. The transcript has 4 exons. The record is from RefSeq and is a predicted model, not a curated record. Gene Ontology annotation, cellular component: apoplast; cell wall. Gene Ontology annotation, molecular function: hydrolase activity, hydrolyzing O-glycosyl compounds; xyloglucan:xyloglucosyl transferase activity. The coding region runs from base 43 to 999 and encodes 318 amino acids. Gene Ontology annotation, biological process: cell wall biogenesis; xyloglucan metabolic process.